GUUUGUCUUGAACGCACUGAAGUCGGAAGUCAGAGAUUUCAUAGUUCCCAGUUGUUUUGAACGCGGCAUAGGAUGAGCCCAUGGCCAUAUAAAGACGUCAGAACUACAGUGAUAACCGACGUUGCAGCCAUGGAGGAAGUAAGAGUAUUCCCGCUAUCCUGUGCAGUGCAGAACUAUGCAUGGGGGAAGGUCGGUCUGGACAGUGAGGUGGCCAAACUGGUUGUUGGUGGGGAUACCUCGGCUGUCAUUGAAGCUGACAAACAUUAUGCCGAGCUUUGGAUGGGUGCUCACCCCAAAGGAGACGCCCUCAUCAAGGACAACCGGAUAGCCCAGAGGACGCUCGGUCAGUGGAUUGCAGACUACCCAGCAUGCUUGGGGUCAAAGGUCAAAGACACUUUCCAGGGCCAGCUUCCCUUCCUCUUCAAGGUCCUGUCGGUCAACACCGCUCUGUCAAUACAGGCCCAUCCGAACAGGGAGUUGGCUGGACGGCUCCAUGCUCAGUUUCCAGAGCAUUACCCUGACAACAACCACAAGCCUGAGAUGGCCGUCGCACUCACCCAUUUUGAAGGCCUCUGUGGCUUCAGGCCCGUGGAAGAGAUCAUUGGCUUUCUCAAAUCCGUGCCAGAAUUCCACGCUCUUGUAGGGAGCGAGACGGCAGAGGAGCUGGUGAGCAGUAGAGGGGAGGCGGGCCGCACCUCGCUGGCCCUGAAGAAGUGCUUCACCCGCAUGAUGAACUGUGAGAAGAAAGUGUUUGUGGACCAGCUCAACAUGCUGGUGAAAAGAGUCACUGAGGAAGCUGCUGCAGGGAAGGACACAUCAGACAGUAACAGUGAACUGUUGCUCCGGCUCCACUCCCAGUAUCCGGGUGACAUCGGCUGUUUUUCCAUCUACUUCCUAAACCGCAUUGUGCUGGAGCCAGGCGACGCCAUGUUUCUGGGUGCCAAUGAACCGCACGCGUACCUCAAUGGAGACUGCAUCGAGUGCAUGGCCUGCUCGGACAACACGGUGCGCGCCGGCCUGACUCCCAAGUUCAUCGACGUCAACACCCUGUGUGAGAUGCUGAACUACAGCCCCGCUCCAGCCAGCGCUAAGAUCUUCCCCUCCAUACAGGACCCCUCAGACCCCUUUGUCUACCUCUAUGACCCCCCUGUUCCCGACUUCACUGUCAUGAGGAUACAGGUGCCAGCCUCAGUCAGGCAGUACACGGUGGCCCCGGUGGACUGUGCGGGCAUCCUGCUGGUGAUUGGGGGCGAGGCCACCGGCACCUCCGCCGCUGCCCUCUCUGACAUCACCCUGAGCCGGGGCACUGUCCUCUUCAUCUCAGCCAAUGAGAGCGUCUCCCUUCACAUCACCUCCCCCUCCGGUAUGACUAUGUACCGGGCCUGCAGUCUCCUGUAGCACCAGGCCUUCUGAUAAUGUCACCUACCAACAUCAACCCAACCAACCCGUGGUUCUCCCAUUCGUCAUGCCGGGGUGUCCCUUGACUUAAGGCCAGUAGUGAUAGACUGAAGAUGGCCUACUAACAGAUUUAAACCCUCUUUAACUGUAGUCUAUGUGCAGUUCCAUUCAUUUUUCUCAGACAAUCUCACUGACGGGUACAGGAACAUGCACAGCUUGUGUGUGUGUGUGUGUGAUACACGCCCUUGUGGUUUGUGUACUCGCUGUGGUCCUUUAUAUUCGGCCCAUGUUUCUGUGAAGGUUUACACAGUAUUGGUGAUUAUGGAGUUUUCAUUGGUACAGUAUGCCUCAGCUCACAUCUCGCUGUAAGUGUCACAUACUCUGUCGUUGCUGCUGAUUUUUAAUUGAGCAUGUUGUAAUUAAUUACCUCCAUAAGCUUCUUUUUUUUCAGUGGGAGGAAAUCUUCUGUUCAAUAGUAGUGCUGUUAAGACAAUGCAUCACAACAAAAACAUAGUAUUUUAAAUAUAUCGGCUGUAUUGGGAACAUUUGGCGUUUACAGUAUGCUGAGAUUCCUGUGCAUGUUUGCGGAACAAAGGCACCUGCCCCUUCACACAUGCAUAUUUGCCCGCUGCAUACAUAGUGUACUUACAAAUAGAUCAUAUAGUAAGAAUGUAUAGCUACUGUAUGGAGAGGCCUUUUCUUCAGCUGGAUCGCCAACAUUGAAGUUGGUUUGGUUGAAAAAAUGUCAAGCUUAAGCAGCAUGUGACCAUGCAAUUCAACUCAGCAUCCAACGGAAAUGCAUUCCGCAGUAGUCUGGACUGAAGGUGGCUCGUGAGCUGUACUGUGUCAAUGGUAACACCUCACACUCUAUUACAUGAUACGAAGUUGGUGUUUGAGAUGGACUGCAUUGCAGUUGGUGACUGUAGACUGUCCGACUCAUCUUGCAUCCUAAAUGACUACUGAUUUUGUAACUUGUAUAGCAGACCGUCUGUAGUCGCAGACUGCAAUGUAGUCUCUCAAACACGCAAAACAGCUUUCCCCAAAGGUCAAAAGAGUUCAAUUUUGUAUGUUUCUUCAUUUUGAAUGAAACUCUGUUGGGUCAGGCAUGUCUCCUGGUUGGUGUUCAUUAGAGCACAUCGUAGCAAAAGGAAAAUUAGUUUCUUUAUUGGAGAAGUACAGAUUGUACCUCCCCGUUUCUGUUUUGUGCUUAAUGAACAUGACCCUGGUGCUUUCAAUUGAACAGCGAUGAUCCACUUCCGAUUUGUGAAUGAAGGACUGGAACAGAGAGAGAACGAUAACUUAAGUCAUUUGUUCUGAACUUGUUUGUAUGCCAACUGGAAAACCAGGAUAUUUUAAAUUACAUGAAGUGUUUGCACUACAAUAGUAUAUAUAUAUUACAGACAUUUGAUUGCAAACAAGUCUGAAAACUAAGAUUUAUGGGUUAAAGGUAUAACUGUUUUACUUUAACAUUAUGCGAAUGUUUCUUUUCAAUAGGAGCUGGAAUGAGAGCAUGGCUUUGCAUUUGACUAUACUACAGUAGCAUGGCUCUCUACAGAGAGUGUCUGUAUGUAAACCUAAAUAAAACAUUCUGUACUA
Oncorhynchus keta (chum salmon) is the source of this 2994-nucleotide messenger RNA. RefSeq names its product mannose phosphate isomerase (gene mpi). The coding region runs from base 73 to 1398 and encodes 441 amino acids. Gene Ontology annotation, biological process: carbohydrate metabolic process; GDP-mannose biosynthetic process. The transcript has 8 exons. NCBI's taxonomy places the organism in Eukaryota, Metazoa, Chordata, Actinopteri, Salmoniformes, Salmonidae. Gene Ontology annotation, molecular function: zinc ion binding; mannose-6-phosphate isomerase activity. The record is from RefSeq and is a predicted model, not a curated record. Gene Ontology annotation, cellular component: cytosol.